Osmia bicornis bicornis is the source of this 2215-nucleotide messenger RNA. RefSeq names its product cytochrome P450 6A1-like. Gene Ontology annotation, molecular function: iron ion binding; oxidoreductase activity, acting on paired donors, with incorporation or reduction of molecular oxygen; monooxygenase activity. Lineage: Eukaryota; Metazoa; Arthropoda; Insecta; Hymenoptera; Megachilidae. Bases 536 to 2041 code for a protein of 501 amino acids. The transcript is spliced from 6 exons. The record is from RefSeq and is a predicted model, not a curated record.
UGCAGUAUUGGAAGUAACGUCGUCCGUUAUUUACUAGCCGUGCAACCAUAUAAUGGUAAAUAUUAAUCCGAUUAAUGUCAUUAAUCAUCUGUUUGUUACUUUUUGCACCAAUUGUUAACCGGAAAGUCCGAUCUUUGAUGCGGAAAUUCAAUUAAAAGAGAAUUUGGCAGAGAUUCUGCGUAGUGCUAUAGAAGAUAAUUCAUUUGAAUGGGAACAGUUCAAUCAGUUUGUAAUGCCUGCGUAAUGCGCGGAUCCAGGCAGUCAAGGAAGAAAGGGUGAAACGGUAGGAGUGGGGCAGGUAAUUGGGAGAGAAGGGCCUAGCCUCACUUCUCUCCCGAGAUUUCUUCAGGGCACGUGUGAAAAGAAUAGUUAGUCCGUUAACAGUAUCGGGUUUUAUUCAAAAAACGAAGUGAAGAUUCGAUCAUCUCACUCCUGACAAUCGAAGUGCCGCCAAUACUCAACAUUACGAUCAAUUGCCAUAUCAAAGAGUUUUCAAUCUACGAUUAAUUGAAUUCUUGAAGAACCCUAAACCAAAAUGGCGACAUAUUUGGAAAUUUCCUGCGGCUUCAUAGCAGUCUUUCUUGCACUUUACUACUAUUUCACGUCGACCUUUAAUUAUUGGAAAAAACGUGGAAUUAAAGGUCCAGAACCCAUACCAGUGUUUGGCAAUAUUAUGGCACCAAUGUUAGCAAAGCAGUCAUUGGCAGACUUCCUAACGAAUCUUUACAAGAAAUACAAGAACGAACCAAUGAUUGGAAUAUUCGCAAGAAGAGAACCUAUUUUAAUUAUUCUUGGUCCUGAUAUCAUCAAGGAUGUCCUUAUUAAAGAUUUCUCCAAAUUUGCAAACCGUGGCUUCAAGAUACAUGAAAUAGCAGAACCGUUAUCUCAGCACCUCUUUUUUCUGGAGGUCGAAAGGUGGCGUCCGCUAAGAACUCAACUCUCUCCAGUAUUUACAUCUAGCAAACUCAAGGGAAUCUUUUCCCUGAUUCUUGAUUGUGCUAAACAUCUGGAAAAAUAUAUGGAUACUUUAGUACAGAAAGGAGAACCCAUCGAAAUCCGAGAAGUAGCAGCCCAAUACACGACUGACGUGAUCGGUAGCUGUGCAUUUGGAAUUGAAAUGAACUCGAUGUCGGAAAGUGAAAGUGAAUUUCGCAAAAUUGGCAGAGAAAUCUUCUCUACUAACCUUACAACAUUUCUGAAGUUCAAAAUGAAAGAAUGGAUGCCACAGUUAUAUAAUUUACUUGGUUAUGUACUUCCUAAGGAUAAAACAAUGGCAUUCAUUGAGAGAAUCACUAUAAGUACGAUGAAGUAUAGGAAGCACAACAACAUAGUUAGAUCAGAUUUUAUAAAUACACUUUUGGAGCUGCAGAAACAUCCUGAAAGAGUCAGCGGUAUCCAAUUGACGGAUACUUUACUGGCUGCACAAGCGUUUGUGUUCUUCGCAGCUGGCUUCGAAACUUCAUCGACAACGAUAGCCAAUGCCAUUUAUGAAUUGGCUCAAAACCAAGAGAUACAGGACAAAUUACGAGAAGAAAUUAAAGAAUUCGACGCGAAAAACAACGGGGAAUGGAAAUACGAAACUGUCAAACAAAUGAAGUACCUGGAUAAAGUUUUCCGAGAAACUUUAAGGAAAUAUCCGCCCCUGUCAUUUCUAAGCAGAAAGGCAACGGAAAAUUACACGUUCGAAAACCCGAAGUUGACAGUCCUUAAGGAUGCAAAGGUAUGGAUACCUCUAUUUUCAAUUCACAGAGAUCCGGAAGUUUACCCAUAUCCAGACAAAUUUGACCCCGAAAGAUUCUCAGAAGACGCAGUGAAAGUCAGGCACCCCAUGCACUACUUACCCUUCGGUGAUGGCCCAAGAAACUGCAUCGGUGCACGAUUUGCAAUUUACCAAUCAAAAAUUGGCAUAAUAACUAUUCUUCGUAAUUUUAAAUGCGAUAUUUUAGAGAAAACUGAAAUUCCUUAUGAAUUUGACCCAAUUGCAUUUGUAAUGUGCCCGAAAAAUGGACUGUAUAUCAAAAUAACGAACCUAGAAAGUUAGUAUCUACAACAGGUUGUAACUUUAUACAAUCGAGAUAUUGUUAACAUUGUUGAAAUAUUGUCAAUUUAUAAAUGAAUAUUACGUAUUUACAAGAAUUUAUAGAAACAAUGGAGAUACCUUUUACAAAAUAUUGUGAAACAUUAAAUAUGAUUGUGCUCAUUAUUUAGAAAACUA